Molecule: messenger RNA, 1007 nt
Organism: Agrilus planipennis (emerald ash borer)
Lineage: Eukaryota; Metazoa; Arthropoda; Insecta; Coleoptera; Buprestidae
Product: venom allergen 3-like
Exons: 2
Coding region: 136-1005 (289 amino acids)
Cellular component (GO): extracellular region
Source: RefSeq, a predicted model, not a curated record
AAAAUUUGACAAAAUCUGUCAUUUCAUUAAUUAAAGAGUAAUAUACGAGUAAGAAUCUUUCAGUAAGAUUAACUACAUAUUGUCAUUUUGUUUAGACCGUGAACAGUCCAUUUUACAUUAAAUUAUAUCAACUUUAUGUGCCAAUAUUUUUUAUACAAGCUACUUUUACUCUCAUUUGCUCUUCAGUCCUUUUCCGCCAAUAAUAAUAGCAAUACAAUAAAUGUAACAAACUAUUGUAGCUACAACCUAAAAUUUUGCAAUGACAAAAGCAUUCAUACUGCAUGUAAGUACCGUCCGUGCGAACCGGGUCCGGCAUGUGGAGAACUGUAUCAGCCCCAACCUAUGGACAAACUCAUGCGAGCAUUUGUGUUGGACUUACACAACAGAAUAAGAAGCUCAUUAGCACUGGGUGAAGAUAAAAGAAUAAUAGGAACUAUAGCCAAUAUGAACAUUUUAACUUACGACUUCGAGCUUGAAUACAUUGCUGAGUGUUGGGUGAACCGGUGUUUUGAAAACCAUUUAAAACCGCACGAUGAGUGCAGGAAAACGUAUCUAUUUCCUAGCAAUACCGGCCAAAAUCUUUGUCACUUAAUUCAACCAAAGUUUAGUGAUGGAUAUAUGAGAAAUGGAGAGAUCGAAAGGUGCAUAGACUUCACGUUUUUCAGUGGCGACAGGACUAUAGGACAUUUUACGCAAUUGGUUUGGGCUGAUGCCAUCCACGUAGGAUGUGCUAGGGUAAAGUACGGUAGCGGGAGUUUUGCGCAGUUUCUAUUUUGCUGCAACUAUGGACCGAUGGGAAACAUUGUCGGAAAAUCCGUCUACAAAAUUGGAAAGCCGUGUAGUAAAUGUAAACGCCGCAAUCGCUGUGAUGAUAAAUACGAAGGCUUAUGUGACGUAACAAACCAUAUACUCGAUUCAUCUUCUAGUAGGUAUUCAACUUUCCACAAGUUGACUUUAAUAACAUUUUCAAUUGCAACAAACUUUUUAAUAUCUCUAUUUAUUUAAAC